AUGGAGAAAUUGUCUAGCCUAAUAGCAUGUGCCUUGAUCUUGGCUAUCGCAAAGAACCCAAUCUUCAUGAAUGCGGGAGAUCCCGACAUUCUGAAGGAUUUCCCAGUCCCUCCAAGCCUCAACGAGAGCACAAUCACUAGGCAAUACUUCACAUUUACCAAUUUCAGGGGUCAACCCGCUGCACACGCACCUGCGGUCAGCCGAGCUCCUGAUCGUCCUGGAAGGCAUACUCGAGGUCGGUUUCGUCAACACAGAAAAUUGGCUCUUCCUGCAGACCUCCAGGCCCACGACCUGUUCAUCUUCCCGAAAGGGCUGGUCCACUUCCAGGUCAACACAAAGCCUGACUGCAAGGCUGUGGCACUCGGAGCGUUAAGGGCAGUCUCGAUCCCAGCUACCAUGUUUGGGAGUGGGAUCGAUGUGGAAAUCCUGGCAAAGGCUUUCCAUACGGAUGAUCAGAUCAUAUUCAAGCUAGUGCAGGCCAACAAGUAA
Eucalyptus grandis is the source of this 489-nucleotide messenger RNA. Its product is annotated as germin-like protein 9-3. NCBI's taxonomy places the organism in Eukaryota, Viridiplantae, Streptophyta, Magnoliopsida, Myrtales, Myrtaceae. The transcript has 2 exons. The coding region runs from base 1 to 489 and encodes 162 amino acids. The record is from RefSeq and is a predicted model, not a curated record. Gene Ontology annotation, cellular component: cell wall.